Molecule: messenger RNA, 4047 nt
Organism: Aureococcus anophagefferens
Lineage: Eukaryota; Pelagophyceae; Pelagomonadales; Pelagomonadaceae
Exons: 4
Coding region: 1-4047 (1348 amino acids)
Source: RefSeq, a predicted model, not a curated record
AUGGCGCGCGGCGCGGCGUCGUCGAGCGUCGCGACGGUGGAGCUGGCGGGGGAGAUCGAGUCCGUCAUGGGCCAGCCCUGGGCCGUCAUCGACAGCAUGUCCGAGUUCUUCGAGACGGAGCACCUCGGCGCCAUGGUCGACGACUGGGCCAAGGCCGGGAGCCUCAUGUUCGCGCUGCUGCGGAGCUACUGGUACGACCCCGCCAUCUACAUGAUGUAUAGCGGGUUCCGCGACGGCACGUUCCUCGGCAUCUACAACGUGCAGGACGAGGACGAGGCGCCGCGCAUGACGUUCCUGCCCGGCUACAACUGCAGCUGGAACUACACGAAGGCCUGCGGGGCCGCCGACGAGCCCUGCGAGGCGGGCUACAAGGGCGCGAACCCGGCGUGCCGCGCCUACUUCGAGGUCGCGCGGUCCGACGGCUCCGCGAACUGCUCGGGCUGGCGCACGGCGACCAAGGGCUGCGAGUCCGCGUCGAGCGAGGCGCUGGGCCUCCUGGACUGCGUCCUCGAGGACGAGGCCUACAAGUUCGCCGUCUACGACCCGCGCAUGCGGCCCUGGUACCUCGCGGCCGCGGACGCGCUCGCGGCGACGGGCGACGUCUACAGCUGGAGCGACGUCUACUCGUUCACGUCGACGGGCGACCUGGGCAUCACGGCGACGCGGGUCUACUCGCUCGGCGACGACGCCGAGGCCGAGGGGACGUCGUCGGUGGACUUCGUCCUGGCGGGCCUCGGCGACCUGCUCGAGGAGGCGACGGACGAGGCGUCCGUCGCGUUCCUCACGGAGCGCGACGGCGCGCUCCUCGCCGUGUCCGAGGGCAACAUCACGGACGGCGACGGCAACCGUCUAAACGCCGUCGACUCGACGACGCCGCUGAUCGCGGCGGCCGCGGCGCACGCGGCGAGCUUCGGCCCCGCGGACGCGGUCGUCACCGUCGACGACGGCGGCGUCGAGGCCAAGUACUGGUACCACACGGCGCUCGUCGAGGACGACAAGGGCCUGGCCUGGAACCUGACGGAGCUCGUGCGCAUCGAUUGCGGCACGGACUACUACCUCGACGAAGCGAACCUGCUGUGCAGAAAGUGCGCGUACCCGGCGCGGACCGUCGACGACGCCGCGGGCGGCGUCUACACGUGCACGGCCUGCUUCCCGACCUUCUACGCGGCGACGGACGCCUCCGGCGACGCCUACUGCGAGGCCUGCCCCGAGGGCGGCGUCUGCGAGGGCGGCGCGGACCCGCCGUACAACCAGGCGGGCUACUGGGGCGACCCGGAGUUCCCGACGUCCUACUACCCGGCCGAGGGCUCCGACACGAACUUCGAGUGCUUCGCGGGGUACCGGGGCCGCAUGUGCCACACGCUCGACAGCCCCCACUACUACAUGAUCGGCGACCUGGGGCCCUUCGCGUGCCCGGACUCGGCGGACCUGCGCUGGUUCUCGGUCGUCGGCGGCUUCGGCAUCGUGCUGAGCAUCUGGGUCUUUCUGAACAAAUAUCUGCUCGAGGUGUUCCCGUCGCUGGACCUGAUGACCUACUUCAUGCAGCUGCUGGCCAUCAUCUGCCGCUUCAACUACGACUACGCGCCCAAGGGCACGGACUACUACACGCUCCUCCUCGACAUCGCGCUCUUCGACAUCGACAUCCUGAAGCCGUCCUGCGUCAUGGAGUGGAGCUUCACGCGGUCCGUCGUCGCGCAGUUCGGCGUCGUCAUCGUCGGCGUGCUCGUGAACUUCCUGCCCAUCGCCUGGACGCUCGCGAAGAAGCUCUGGGCGGAGCGCGACUUCCGGUCGCUGUCGAAGCUCCGGGGGAGCUUCCACUACUACAACGGCUGCGUCGGCGAGCGGGCCUUCGCCGCGGGCGCGUCGGUCCUCGCCCUGCUCGACAUGCAGCAGACGACGAUGGCCUUCAACGCCUUCGAGUCCAUGCCAGCGUCCAUGCGGUGCGACACGUACGCCGGCUACGACGAGCCGUUCAUGCGCGAGCAGCCCGACGAGUCCUGCAAGGGCGGUUUCGCCAAGGGCGUCAUGGGCUUCGGGAUCCUGACGCUCGUGGUCUUCGUCAUGGGCGUGCCCCACAUGACGUUCCUGAACAUCGAGUACGAGUCCCGCGCGCACGGCGGCGUGCACAACGCGCACGUCCAGGACCUGCUGGGCUGGAACUUCGGCGCGUUCCGCGCGCCGCACCACUCCUGGCGCAUCCGGCGCCUCUACCUGAGCGUGAUCAUCUGCGCGGCGGCGACGAUCUUCGACGACCCCGCGGUGCAGAUCGCGAUCGCGCUCGUCGCCGUGCUCGAGUCGUACGCGUCCCACCUCAAGUGCCAGCCCUACAUCAACCCGAACCUGAACGCGCUCGAGACCGUGGGCCUGCGGCUCGUGGCCCUGACCCUCUUGAUGGGCAUCAUGCGCGCGGCGAACCGGAGCUCGCGCUUCCAGAACGCCUGGUUCGUCGUCGUCAUCGCGGGCCAGUGCUACCACUUCGCGCGCUGCGUGCAACAGGCGACGAAGGAGAGCGGCCGGCGCGGCGCCGUGCUGCGGGCGAAGCACCGCCUGAAGAAGGCCGUGCUGGGCGAGUACGACACGCCAGAGGCGCGACAGAAGCGCGCCUCGAAGAAGGGGCCCGCGAUGCAAAGAUUGAAAGAGGGCGUCGUCCGGCGCGCGAAGCGGCUGUCGACGAUGGUCGUCGAGAUGGUGUCGGAGGAGCCCCUGACACCCGUCGACGCCGCCGAGCCGGCGAUGGAGGCCGCCGUCGACGCCGCCAUGGAGAUCUCGAACUCGUUCUCGCCGCUCGCCUGGAACGCGUGGGUCACGGCGAAGCGCUACGACGCCGCGGGCGUGAAGCGCAUGACGGCCGUCGCGGAGCAGUGCAAAUACAUUUUGUCGGACGUGUCCUGCACGUCGGUCUACUCCGCGGACGACCGGUCCAUGUACUGGAACAACAUCUCGCGCCACUUCCCGGGCAUCAUCGACUUCGUGACGACGCUCGAGCCGUCGGAGCGGACCAUCUUUUUUGGCAUCAUGUGCCGCCUCCAGCGCUACGUCGCCUCGGCGAAGCACGAGGACAUCAGGAAGCGGCGCUACUACGACGUCGUCAACAUCGAGGACCGGCCGUCGAUGCUCUACUACCUCUGCGCGUGCAGCGGGGACCAGUUCGCCGAGGUGAGCCGGCUCCUGGGCGACGUCGUCGAGGAGCUCGAGAAGGCGCCGCCGGCCGUGUCCAUGCAGCUCUUCCACCUGCCCGCGUCGCUGCAGAGCGACGCGGCGAAGAACCUCUUCGUGCCCCGCGAGGAGAGUGACGGGUUCCACGCCAAGGUCUACCGGAGCUUCUCCAUGUCGUCCAUCGAGUCCGCCACCGACGCCCUCGUGGGACGCAUGGAGAGCGUCCUCGAGACCGAGGGCGCGGGCGACGACCACGUCGACCGCGCGGCGAAGAACCAGCACUACUUCGACCGCAUCGAGCAGCGCGCCGUCAACCACACGCGCGCGGUGCUCCAGAACCUCGGCGCCUCCGAGGCCCGCGCCGGCGACGCGGCCGAGGACAGCUUCAUCGACGACGGCGACGUCGUCCCGCGGAGCGACAGCGACGCGAGCCUGCUCGCGCCCGCGCCGAGCGCCUUCUCCGCGGCGCUCUCCAUCUUCAGCUGCGGCAUGGCGCCCGGCGCGUCGCCCGGCGGAGCCCCGAGCACCUAUACACGCAUCUUCACGCGGAACGCGUCCUUGGCCUCCGAGUCGACCUGCUCCGACGUGCGCGUGCCCCAGACCGCGCUGUCCAAGUUCGCGACCGCGAAGAUCAUGAUGGGGAUGUUCGUCACGUACAUGUUCACGGUCGUGACGACCAUGUUCACGAGGAGCCGCCCCCAAGUACCGAGCUCCGUCAGGAGCACGAUGGGCACGACGGCCAUGAGCAGGGGCACGAGCACGCCCGUCGGGCCGACGAACAUGAGCACCAAGAGCACCGUCGCCCAGCCCAAGAACACGAAGAGCGACGCCAUCGCCGCGUUCGUGUACACUCUGUCGCCGUUCGUGCGCUCCGCGACCAGCAAAAAGUAA